Galendromus occidentalis (western predatory mite) is the source of this 481-nucleotide messenger RNA. RefSeq lists its product as uncharacterized. The coding region runs from base 29 to 481 and encodes 150 amino acids. The record is from RefSeq and is a predicted model, not a curated record. Lineage: Eukaryota; Metazoa; Arthropoda; Arachnida; Mesostigmata; Phytoseiidae. The transcript is spliced from 3 exons.
AGGCAAGACGGAAGAUCAGCCUUUCUCGAUGCCGUGGUUCUUCGUGAAUUAUCUCCAUCAAGAACCGAAGGUGCGCGCAGCUGUGAAGCGUGCUGACGAAACCUUCAUAGGCAAGCAAAUCCGCCGCUCGUCGAAGCCCUUGGUAGAGUUGAGGACUUUGAGCGAAACAGGGGUCUCCACACGACUGUUGGAAAGAAUCGUGGAAUAUUUCCGGGAAAGGAACGAGCCUGUCGAGUUGCUUUUCGACAAGGACUUCGACUAUAGGAAUCUUCUAAGGAUAUUCCGGAGCCAUUACAACGAAAUCGUGCUCUUUCUGAAGGAGUUUGCUGAAACCGAGGAGCUCGACGAUGAACUCCUUCGAGCCGUCCACGUCUACAUCGAUUAUAUCAAGUUCGAUGAGAUAUUGCUGCGCUUCAGCCCAGAUCUGACGAAAAACCCAUUAUUCGAGAUGAUGCAAGGGAGUGUUGAUAGGGAAUCCUAA